Suhomyces tanzawaensis NRRL Y-17324 is the source of this 1137-nucleotide messenger RNA. It is a transcript of the gene FDH1, whose product is annotated as formate dehydrogenase (NAD+). Bases 1 to 1137 code for a protein of 378 amino acids. Gene Ontology annotation, molecular function: NAD binding; formate dehydrogenase (NAD+) activity; oxidoreductase activity, acting on the CH-OH group of donors, NAD or NADP as acceptor. The transcript has a single exon. The record is from RefSeq and is a predicted model, not a curated record. Lineage: Eukaryota; Fungi; Ascomycota; Pichiomycetes; Serinales; Debaryomycetaceae. Gene Ontology annotation, cellular component: cytosol.
AUGUCCAAAGGAAAAGUCUUAUUAGUUCUCUACACCGGUGGUGAACACGCCAAACAGGAAUCGCGCUUGUUGGGCACCAUCGAAAACGAAUUGGGGAUCCGCAAGUAUAUUGAGGACCAAGGGUACGAGUUGGUGACCACGGCCGAGAAGGACCCCGAGCCCUCGUCCCAAGUCGACAAGGAGUUGGCGGACGCCGAGAUCGUCAUCACCACCCCCUUUUUCCCAGCCUACAUCACCAAAACCAGGUUGGAAAAAGCCCCCAAAUUGAAGAUUGCGAUCACGGCCGGAGUCGGAUCCGACCAUGUGGACUUGAACGCAGCCAAUGACCACGGCAUCACCGUGGUGGAGGUCACGGGCUCCAAUGUGGUGUCUGUGGCGGAACAUGUCCUUAUGACCAUCUUGGUGCUCAUCAGAAACUUCGUACCCGCCCACGAACAGGCUGUUGGCCUGAGCUGGGACAUCGCGGGGGCUGCAAAACAGGAAUUCGACUUGGAGGACAAGGUCAUUGCCACGGUGGGUGCAGGCAGAAUCGGAUACCGUGUGUUGGAGCGGUUGGUGGCAUUCAACCCCAAGAAGUUGCUCUACUACGACUACCAGGACUUGCCAGCCAGUGCCAUCCAGAAGUUGAACGACGCGUCCAAGCUCUUCAACGGGCACGACAACAUCGUGGAAAGAGUGUUAAACUUGGAGGAGUUGGUGGGCCAGGCUGACGUGGUCACCAUCAACUGCCCCUUGCACGAGGACACCAAGGGCUUGUUCAACAAGUCGUUGCUUUCCAAGAUGAAGAAGGGCGCCUACCUCGUCAACACCGCAAGAGGCGCAAUCUGUGUCGAGCAGGACGUGGCCGAUGCCGUCAAUUCUGGCCACUUGGCUGGCUACGGUGGUGACGUCUGGUACCCCCAGCCAGCCCCCAAGGACCAUCCAUGGAGAUCCAUGAAGAACCCAUACGGUGGUGGUAAUGCCAUGACUCCCCAUGUGUCUGGAACCUCUUUGGAUGCGCAGGCUCGGUAUGCAGCAGGUGUCAAGAAAAUCUUGGAAAGCUACUUCUCUGGUAAGCACGACUACAAGCCAGAGGACGUGAUUGUUACUGGUGGUGGUUAUGCCACCAGAGCCUACGGUGAAAGAGACCAAAAGUGA